Nicotiana tabacum (common tobacco) is the source of this 455-nucleotide messenger RNA. The record is from RefSeq and is a predicted model, not a curated record. NCBI's taxonomy places the organism in Eukaryota, Viridiplantae, Streptophyta, Magnoliopsida, Solanales, Solanaceae.
GUGGAACAGAUGUACACUGAGAUGGCUUCUCGCCACAGGGUCCGCCAUCACUGCAUCCAGAUCAUUAAGACUGCCACCAUUCCGGCUAAGCUUUGCAAGCGGGAGAGCACGAAGCAGUUCCAUGAUUCCAAAAUCAAGUUUCCGUUGGUGUUCAAGAAAGUCAGGCCACCUUCAAGGAAACUCAAGACGACCUAUAAGGCUACCAGGCCUAACUUGUUUAUGUAAAAUGUCUUUGAUCAUUAAGUGGAUUGAGUGGCAACUUUAAGUUACUGCAAUUUUGGUGCUCUGGACUAGUGGAUUCCACAUUCACUCGGAAAGGGGAGGAGAAAACACUUUUGUUGUGAUCACAAAUGAUUAUUAGAUAUCAGACUUCUAUAUUCUGUUUCGAGUUUGGUAUUUUGUUUGCUUGGACAGUUGGAAUCCUAGUUAUACAUCUCAAUGUCUUUUAUGUUGCA